AGCAAAAUCAACUUCGAACUUAGCCCAUCAUCUAUUCCGUACCCUCCAACAUGAAGGCCCCCAUCCUCUGGACCCUCGCCGCUCUGGCGGUGUCGGCGAACGCCUUAUGUGACGGCACACCCGACGAUAGCUGGAGGCACAAGGGCUCUUGCAACGUCUCCGGCGAGCCUCCUUGUAACGAGCGUUGCAAGGCUGAUGGAUGGCGCUGCGGGGGCUGCGGUGGCUUCCUCUACGCCGACUGCUGGUGCUGCGAUAACGAUUGUGACGCCAAACACUGAUGGGAGACGAUAACUUCGGCUUAGC
This is a messenger RNA of Chaetomium fimeti, 303 nucleotides long. RefSeq lists its product as uncharacterized. The transcript is spliced from 2 exons. Bases 51 to 278 code for a protein of 75 amino acids. Lineage: Eukaryota; Fungi; Ascomycota; Sordariomycetes; Sordariales; Chaetomiaceae. The record is from RefSeq and is a predicted model, not a curated record.